Arxiozyma heterogenica is the source of this 459-nucleotide messenger RNA. RefSeq names its product Rso55p (gene RSO55). The record is from RefSeq and is a predicted model, not a curated record. NCBI's taxonomy places the organism in Eukaryota, Fungi, Ascomycota, Saccharomycetes, Saccharomycetales, Saccharomycetaceae. Gene Ontology annotation, biological process: translational termination. Gene Ontology annotation, molecular function: translation release factor activity. The transcript has a single exon. Bases 1 to 459 code for a protein of 152 amino acids. Gene Ontology annotation, cellular component: mitochondrion.
AUGAAACGAAAUUUCACUACUUUAAUUCCAUUAUUUAUCAAGAGAUACAAAUUACCUCCAAGGCCAAAAUUUACUAAAGAGAUGGAAAGCGAAUGUGAAGAAAGUUUUCUACAUGGAGGGAGAGGGCCUGGUGGACAAAAGAUAAAUAAGUGUAACUCUAAAGUUCAAUUGAAACAUAUCCCUACUGGAAUAGUUGUGAGUUGUCAAUCCACUAGAUCAAGAGUCCAAAACCGAGUUAUAGCUAGGGAAAAGAUGGCUCUAGAGAUUGAAAGACACAGGAAUGGAGGUGGACUUACCGAGAGAGAAGAAGCUAUUAAAAAAUUAGCUAUACAAAAUAAGCGUUCAAAAGAUAAGAAGAGUCGACAGAGACAUUUAGAACAUAAAAAGGCAAAUGAGGAGAAAAUAAGACAGCAGCAACUAGAAGAGCAAGACAUUAUUUUAUCUAUGUUAAACGAUUAA